CUCCGUGAGUCUCAAAAUGCACUGACAAUGUUAUUUGCCAUUGAGGAAAUCAACAACAGAACCGAUAUUCUUCCUGGGGUCAAAUUGGGUUAUAAAAUCUAUGAUUCCUGUGGAUCUCUUGAAAUGGCCACAAGAGCCUCAUUGUCCUUGGUUAAUGGAAAUGGAGAAAAUAUAUCUGUAAUGUCUUGCUCUAAACCUGACACAGUUCAAGCAAUCAUAGGACAAACAUCCUCCACUCCCACUAUUGCUAUUGCUGCUACUGUGGGACCUUUGAAAAUACCUGUGAUCAGUCACUUUGCAACAUGUGCAUGCCUAAGUGACAGGAGGAAAUACCCAUCUUUCUUCAGAACUGUUCCCAGUGAUUAUUACCAGAGCAGAGCUUUGGCUAGGUUGGUCAGGCAUUUUGGCUGGACAUGGGUAGGGGCCCUAUGCAGUGAUAAUGACUAUGGGAACAAUGGCAUAAAUGAAUUUAUCAUUGCAGCCAAAGAAGAGGGAAUAUGUGUUGAAUAUUCCAAAGCAUUCUUUAAGACAGACUCCAGGGAAAAAAUUCUGAAAGUAGUUGAGACUAUCAAAGCUUCAACCUCCAAAGUUAUUGUAGCAUUUGUUGCAUAUACAGACCUUGGGGUUCUUCUAAAGGAAAUGGCCUUACAGAACAUGACUGGGUUUCAGUGGAUUGGAAGUGAGUCUUGGAUUUCUAAUACAAACCCAGCGAAUGCUCAAUGGCAGCAUCUUUUGAAAGGGUCUGUGGGUUUCGCUAUGCCAAAAGCUCAAAUCAAUGGCCUAGGAGAAUUUCUGACCAAGCUUACUCCAGCUUCUGAUGUUGUUUUUUACAAAGAGUUGUGGGAAACAAUAUUUGACUGUAAACUUAUGACACAAGAAAAUGCUGAGAUAAAACAAAGGUGCAAGAGCAAUGAAAGUCUCAGUCAAGUUCAAAAUCUUUAUACAGAUGUUUCAGAGUUACGAAUUGCAAAUAAUAUUUACAAGGCUGUGUAUGCUGUGGCUUAUGCCCUACACAAAAGAUAUGGCUGUUCAAAGAGGGACAUUGGACAAGAAGGUCCUGUAGUCAGUGAGUUGACAAAACUCCAUUUCACCACUACAAAUGGAGAGGAUGUAUACUUGGAUGAAAAUGGAGACCCAGCAGCCAGGUAUGAAGUGCUAAACUGGCAACAAGGCAAAAAUGGUGAAAUAGUGUUUGUUAAAGUGGGCUUUUAUGAUGGCUCUCUGCAAUCACACCUUCAGCUGACAUUUAACAACAUGAGUAUAGAUUGGGCCCACAACAAACCACAGGUGCCAGUCUCUGUGUGUAAUCCAAGUUGUACCCCAGGAACCAGGAAGGCUGUGCAGAAAGGAAGGCCAAUCUGCUGCUUUGACUGUAUACCAUGUGCAGAGGGGGAAAUCAGUAAUAUAACAGAUUCUAUAACUUGCAUCAAGUGCCCACCUGAACUGUGGUCCAAUGACAGGAAAGACACCUGUGUCUUAAAGCUGGUGGAAUUCCUGUCAUUUGAGGAAAUAAUGGGGAUCAUUCUUGUAUCAUUUUCUUUGUUAGGAGUAUCUUUCACCAUCUGCAUUGCAGUAAUUUUCUUUAAACACAAGGAAACCCCAAUUGUUAGAGCAAAUAAUUCUGAACUGAGCUUCUUGCUCCUCUUCUCACUGACUCUGUGUUUCCUCUGUUCCCUUACUUUUAUUGGUCAGCCCACAGAGUGGUCCUGUAUGUUACGCCACACGGCGUUUGGGAUCACAUUCGUUCUCUGUAUCUCCUGUGUUCUGGGGAAAACAGUAGUGGUGUUAAUGGCCUUCAGGGCUACACUUCCUGGCAGUAAUGUAAUGAAAUGGUUUGGGCCUCUACAGCAGAGACUCAGUGUACUUGCCUUCACUCUCAUACAGGUCCUUAUUUGUGUACUUUGGUUAACAAUAUCACCUCCUUUUCCCUACAAAAAUAUGAAGUACUACAAGGAAAAAAUCAUAUUAGAAUGUAAUGUAGGCUCAGCUAUAGGUUUUUGGGCCGUGCUGGGUUAUAUAGGACUCCUGGCUGUUUUGUGUUUUAUUUUGGCUUUUCUGGCUCGGAAGCUGCCUGACAAUUUCAAUGAAGCCAAAUUCAUCACAUUUAGCAUACUUAUAUUUUGUGCAGUUUGGAUCACUUUUAUUCCUGCUUAUGUCAGCUCUCCUGGAAAAUUCACUGUUGCUGUAGAGAUAUUUGCCAUUUUAGCUUCAAGCUUUGGUUUACUAUUCUGCAUAUUUGUUCCAAAGUGUUACAUAAUCAUGCUAAAACCAGAAAAAAACACUAAAAAGGAAAUGAUGGGUAAAGCACCUGCUAAAUGA
Ictalurus punctatus (channel catfish) is the source of this 2319-nucleotide messenger RNA. Its product is annotated as extracellular calcium-sensing receptor-like. Gene Ontology annotation, cellular component: membrane. The record is from RefSeq and is a predicted model, not a curated record. Lineage: Eukaryota; Metazoa; Chordata; Actinopteri; Siluriformes; Ictaluridae. The coding region runs from base 28 to 2319 and encodes 763 amino acids. Gene Ontology annotation, biological process: G protein-coupled receptor signaling pathway. Gene Ontology annotation, molecular function: G protein-coupled receptor activity. The transcript has 5 exons.